UUCGAACAGCAGAGCAGUAUGUGUUCUGUUUCCUGACUGCCCUGAACCCCCUCUCUCUGUGUCCUGUAGGGCAGUUAUAAGUUGUUUCUCUGCGGUCCUCUCUCUGAGGGCUCAAAUGCUUUAUUUCUGCAUAAGCUCCCAAAUGAGUCUGUGUCUGUUACUUUCAAUAUUCCAACACUGAACCAAAAGUAAUCAUGUUUGGGGGCGACAUAGCUCAGGAGGUAAAAGCGGUUGUCUGGCAGUCGGAGGGUUGCCGGUUCGAUCCCCGCCCUGGGCAUGUCGAAGUGUCCCUGAGCAAGACACCUAACCCCUAACUGCUCUGGUGAAUGAGAGGCAUCAAUUGUAAAGCGCUUUGGAUAAAAGCGCUAUAUAAAUGCAGUCCAUUUACCAUUCACCAUGUUUGGUAUGGGUAUAUUUUAAUACUCACAACGAAGGUCGGGGUACAAAGUAAAUCCACCUUUCUUGCAUUGCUAAAUAAUUAUCCAACUAGAUCAAAACUAAAUAAAUAUUUACCAAAGUUAUUGAAACCCGCCCCACAAUGGGAAAGGCGAACGUGAUAUGAAGGUGUGCCCUCCAAACAGCCAAUGACAGCCCAGACUGCGCUCUCCUGGUCAGGUUUUUAAGUCAAUGACCACUGAAGCCACCCUUCUUCUUUUUUCUUGUUCAAAUUUUUCCUUUUUCCUCCGUACCCGAGCCGUGGCUCACGUUGAUUUUUAGGAAGCUACCCUAGCCUCUGUGUCCCCGCCGAAUAACCCUGGAUCGGUGUACUGUUGGACUUGAGUGUUCGCACCGCUUUGGAACCGUGUGUCUACGCCUUGAAGUACUGACGGGCUCGUGUUGGGAGUCCGGUGUCGCCGAUCAAGCUGGCCUGUCUAAAGCUACAUUUUCCGGCUUUGAACGUAGCGCAUGCUGCCUCAGCUGGGUCUCGGGGAUCACUUUCUCCUCCCUCUCUCCUCUGUUCCUCUCCUCUCCACACUACGACUCAUAAGUAACGCCAUAAUUCGAAGUUUAACGUACCGUUAGCUAUUUAUGCGUACAUCCGUACGGAGCCAGCAGUAGCAAGACCGUGGCUAGACGGUAAACCAAAUUGUAUGGUCAAAACUUUGUGUUAUGAGUCGAGUGUAACUGAUUGUUGUCUGUCUCAUACUAAUCAUAGACUACGUGCGUAAAAUGGUAUUAGUUCAUAGAGUUUCUGUGUAGUGGUACCCAGCAACCUUGUUGAGAGAGCGUUUCACUUAUGAACUAUAAUACUGAUACUGUAACGUCUGACUCGUCACUACAUUCUACAUUAUAUGUACGGAAUUGUAUUGUGCUAUACUGUGCCAAUAUCCUAUCCCGUAUUACAACCAAACUGCUUAACUUCCAAUAACAAUUAUUUGUCAUUAAAGCUUAUAUUUUUGUAUAUGUUUUGUACAUGCUAAUGGAAUGAUCACCAACAAAGUCAAAUAGAGACAUUUGAAUUCAUAAGUGCCAAGGGUCAAUUCCCACUAAAUAAUUUUUAGUGUUGACGUUGAUAAAGGGUGAUCUCCAGUUAUUCUGGGUUCAGUAUUCAGAGUGCUGUGUGGGAGAAACUAAUCCCAGCCUGGGCCAGUCGGACUGAGAGUUCCCACCAAACUGUUGAUCCCUUCUUUAAGUAAUAAGCACAAUCCACAGAGUCUGCUGUAAAUGAGUUUAUUGUAUAUGACUCGAAGUGUCAUAUAGCACAUUUUAUACAGUGGCUGUAGCCCAAUGUGCUGCACAAGCAAAGGCACAAAAAAAGCAAAACAACAAAUAAAAUGAUAAAAUAAUGAAACAACAAUAGAUGAAUAAAACAACAAAUGAUGAGGCACCUUAAGUAAAAGCCAGGCUAAAAAGAUAUGCCUUAAGUUUUCUUUUAAAAAUGUCCACAGAGGAGGAGUCUUUUUGCGUUUCCACUGUCAACUCAAUGUAGGGAUUAUGCUUCCAUACCACACUGGUUUAACAGCACUAUCUGGAUGUAGGUUUUCCUCUCAGUGUCUGUUCUUCCAUUUAAUUAACCGUUUGAAGCCUUUACACAACAUCAGUAUAGUGCCUUACUGUUCAGUAUGUACAAAUCUGGAUUUUCUACACUCUUACAUUCGAGCGCAGGUCCUGUUAGACCAUCUAAGUCCAAAGUAAAACCAGGUUCAGGAAAGGGCUCAUCCUUAAUAGCUCCUGCAGUUCAGUUGUCAUCAAACGUUCUGGUUUUGGGUCCAAAGCCUCACUGAAUUAAAGUGAAAUUAAGAAACCUUCCAGUUUAACCAAAUGCAGUGUUUUCUCUCUUUCUCUCUCUCUCUCUCUCUCUCGAAGGUGCUGGGUGUCUUCCUAGGGAGUAAGCAGAACAUGCUGAAAAACUGGGAGGGGAUGCUGGACAGGAUCAAGGCACGGCUGACAAAGUGGAGAUGGUUACUACCACAGAUGUCAUUCAGGGGGAGGGUGUUGGUGAUCAACAACCUGGUGGCCUCCAUGCUGUGGCAUAGGCUUUCCUGCCUGGAUCCUCCCCCAGGACUACUGAAAGAGGUUCAGUCAGUGUUUCUGUCCUUUUUUUGGGGCGGGAACCACUGGCUGCGCCCAGCGAUACUUUAUUUGCCUGUGGAGGAGGGGGGGCAGGGUCUGGUCGACGUCUGCAGCAGUGGUGGCUUUUAGGCUACAGGCGGAGCCUUCUUUUUCCUGAGGAAGGUGGGGGGUUUGGGCUGUGAUUGGCAGCUCUUCAGAAUGGACAUUUCCAGGCUCCGCACAGAGGGGCUGCCUGGUUUUUACUGCAGCAUGCUUAAGGCUUGGGAGCUGCUGAAGGUAGAGGGGCGGGAGGAAGCAGUCACAAGAGACUCUGUGCUCCAGGAGCGUCUGUUUUUUAAUCCUCUCUUUCCUGAAGCGGCGUUACAGUCUGGACUGUCCCUCCACACCUUUGCUAGAGGUGGGGUAACAAGACUCAUCCAUCUUCUGGACAUGCAGAACAGGUGCUGGAAAACUGUUGUGGAGUUGGCGAGGGAUCUGGGUGUCCACUCUGUUAGGAGAUGUGACAAGUUGCUGGGCGACCUGGCCAGCUGUCUUCAUCCUCACGUGCGGGAGGUGGUGGAGGAGGCACUUGCUAGAGGUGGAUUGACUGGCUCAGAAGUUUUGUGUCCUGAGCUUUGGAUACAACCUUCAGUCCAGCCCACUCAAGGACCUUUCCUGGGGGGGAGGGCCUGGGGGGUGGUCUGUGUCCGGGAGGCUCCGAGGAAGCUGCUGUAUCAGUGGUGUGUGAAAGUGACACACGCAGCUUCUCUCGCGUCUCUGCCUGCCUCGAAGUGGGUGGAAAGGUUCGCUGUUGCGGGCGAAUUGAGUCCUGCAUGGAGGACUCUGUACAGGCCUCCUUUGCAAAAGAGGUCAGGGGAUCUGCAGUGGCUGAUACUCCACAGGACAGUUUCCACAGGCCGUUUCCUGAACUGAGUUGAUCCGGGUAUCAGCCAGAAUUGUAUAUUCUGUGGUCAGGAGGAGACUGUAGAACAUUUAUUUCUAGACUGUCCCAGACUGGUAACACUUUUUCAGUUUUUAAAGCAUUUACUGCACUCACUGGGGGUUGAAUUUGGGGAGUGUCUGUUCAUCUAUAGUAUGACUUACUCAAAGACUAUGAGGGGGAAAAUUCAGAUAGUCAAUUUUGUGUUGGGCCAGGCCAAAUUGGCCAUAUGGGUGACCCGGAAGCACCAGCUAAGGGGAGCAGGCCCAACAGAGGUGUUAAUGUGGUUGCGGUUUCUGCUCCGAGCAAGGAUACGGCUGGAGUUUGAAUAUUAUCUGCUGAUGAAUGAUUUGCCUGUUUUCAAGGAUAAGUGGUGUAUUCAGCAGGUCCUGUGUGCAGUAGUGGGCAAUACACUAGAAUUGAAGGUAUGAAUAGGAGACAUGGGGAUAGUGGUGUUAGUUUUAAGUGUUUUCUGUGUGUGGGGCUGGAGUUGGUUUCUUUUUUUCUGUUUGGUUGGGGUUUUGGUUCUGGGGCUGCAAAAUGAUUAAGACUGUGUGAUUAAUAAUAAACAUGGGGGAAUGGGGGAAAGCCAAGGGGAGUGAGUCUUAUGGGACGCUAGCUUAAUUCUGUGCUUUUAUUUUGGUAGAAUAACGGCCGGAACUCAACAGAAGUUUUUACCGGAAGUUAUGUUGCUAGCUGCACGGAGCUCGGUUUAUCCGGAAGUCUCGAAAAUGCUAAUGACCCUAAUAUAGGUCGGAAAGGAAGGAUAUGAUGGAGGAGAUGGGAAGAUUGGGGAUAACAGGAGCAGGAUUGAGGGAUGUACUGGAGUGUGGUGCUAGUGGGCAGGGGAGGAGAUGUUUUAUCAACUACCUUCGGGGAACGGGACUGUUAAUAAAAGUGUGACAGGCAAUAAGCUGUAGGAGUUAACUUACUCCGAAAGGUGGCAGUAAUGCAACUUUCAAGGAUGAAGCUGCCGGUAAACAACACCGAAGAAGAAGAAGAAGAAGAAGAUGAUGAUGACCCGAAAAAAAUGACGACACGACUUCUGAAGCCUGAGACAGGUGCAUGCCACUGAACUGUAUGAGAACAAACAAACUGCGAAACUUUUUGCACGAAAAUACAAAAGGAAGCCAGAUGACUUUCUGGCCGCCUUUGAAGGAAAGGUGGCUACAAUCCGGAACUCCUUCGCCCAUCCAAUCUUUCAGUAACAAUUCCAGCCGGAAAUGAGAAUUUCAGGUUAUGGAAUUCUUGUUUCGCUUCAGUUGGCCCAGCUGGCAGUAUCUCCAGUCUACUCUGUCCGCACGUUCGUGAGCUUCGGCCAUUCCCUCACUCUUCCCUGCGAUGGAGACCCCAGCAGGGAUGUGGAUUGGUUGUUUCAGCAGGAUGAGUUUCCGGAUUGGCUUUUUGUUGCCCAACUCCACACCGGAGCCUUUUCCUCUGGAAACGGCUUCCAGGGACGGGUGGAAUCCUUCCACCGAACAGAGCCAGGAAACUACAGCCUCACCCUCAGUCCCGUGGUGUACAGUGACCUCGGCAUUUACAAGUGCCAGUACAAGGAUGAUACUGAGAUCCUUCUUUCAGAUGUGAAACUAGAAAUUAGAGUCCCAUCAAAUGUUUCCAUAGCGAUGGGAAUGUCCGUCAGUCUUCCUUGCAUUGGAAAAAUUAAUAUGCAAGCACAUGCUGGUGAUCUGGAUAUCCUCUGGAAGAGAGGUGGAGAGAAAGUUUACCAGAUCCAUAAGAACACCAUCACAUAUGGUCCCGGGUUCGAGAACAGAGCUUCAGUUUCCCCAGAACAAGCCCUCUAUGGAAACAUGUCUUUAACCAUCAGACAGACACGGUUUUCAGAUGAAGACGACUACCAGUGCUUCUACAACAGUCCGAAAGAGAGGGGGAACCCAGAUUCUGCCAGUCUCGUUGUGACAGGCCACCCACCCCAGACCCUCACAGUGAAGGCCGGUGGUUUGCUCUCCAUACCGCUCUAUACCACAGACCCAGUGAGGGUAACAUUCAGUGCCCUUGGUUCAGAUGAAGUGAUGAUGCUCGAUGCAAAUAAAGGCCCAGCCAGGUACGGGAAGCGUUGUGCUCAGAGAUGUAAGCUACAGAACUACACCCUUUUGCUGAGGAGUGUGACACUGGAGGAUGCCGGAGUCUACAAGGUAACCGAUCCUGAGACCAAGAAGACCAUCAGCUCAGUCUCUCUGCAAGUCUCAGCCUCUGCGGGACGCUCUGCUGGAGCAGUGGCUGGGAUAGUGGUGGGAGUGAUGGUGUUGCUGCUGGUUCUGGCUGGCAGUGCCUUUGCAGUCUGGAAGUUCUUCAUAAAGACACCAAACCCUGAAAAUGAAAUUAGUUUUCCAAGCAGCCAAUGCAGAAGAUCUCUAAGGUUCCAACAGCAGAGCAGCAUGCGUUCUGUUUCCUGACAGCCAUGAACCCCCUCUCUCUGUGUCCUGUAGGGCAGUUGUAAGUUGUUUCUCUGUGGUCGCCUCUCUGAGGGCUCAAAUGCUUUAUUUCUGCAUAAGCUCCCAAAUGAGUCUGUGUCUGUUACUUUCAAUAUUCCAACACUAUCUUCCACUUCCCUUCAGGAUCGCCAGACCCCUCAUGCCAGAUACCCAUAAUUCUAAGACACUGGGGGGAUUAACAACCUCCUUGCAUGUAGAGGAGCAUAGUAAGGACUGUUCAUUCGCUGUUAACCACACUAACGGUGUGAACCCCCAUGGUGUGAUAGCUUUGUGCUGUGCCAACUCGACGCCUAGAUAAUUGCUGUGUAUCCCUAUAGAGCACCACUGGCGACUAGCGAGCACCGUCAGUAUUUCAAGGCCGCUCCAUUCACACCAGCGAAUGGAGGAAAGUCUAAUUGAAUAAUUAGCAAAUACAAUUACAAUAUCCAACAGGUCUGAAAAACUCAAAGCGAG
Molecule: messenger RNA, 6342 nt
Organism: Anguilla rostrata (American eel)
Lineage: Eukaryota; Metazoa; Chordata; Actinopteri; Anguilliformes; Anguillidae
Product: immunoglobulin superfamily member 3-like
Exons: 7
Coding region: 4657-5850 (397 amino acids)
Biological process (GO): negative regulation of T cell proliferation; cell surface receptor signaling pathway; cellular response to lipopolysaccharide
Cellular component (GO): external side of plasma membrane
Source: RefSeq, a predicted model, not a curated record